Molecule: messenger RNA, 904 nt
Organism: Populus euphratica (Euphrates poplar)
Lineage: Eukaryota; Viridiplantae; Streptophyta; Magnoliopsida; Malpighiales; Salicaceae
Product: Disease resistance-responsive (dirigent-like protein) family protein
Exons: 1
Coding region: 126-680 (184 amino acids)
Source: RefSeq, a predicted model, not a curated record
UGAUAAGCUGUCCUAUAUAAAGACCUCUAAUAGCAUCAAUACAGAGCCAAGACACACCUUCUUAUAUUAUUCUCUCAUAGACCCUCCUCCCUAUUUUUCUUGUGCAAGGACAAAGGAGAAAGAAAAUGGCGAAAGCGACUUUAGUUUUGCUGGUCAUUUCCUUGGUGGGAGUCAUGCAAUGGGCUAAUAGUACUAAUGCAGAGAGCUGGGCCAGCAGACUCGAAGCUGAAAAGGAGAAUGUGACAAACCUUCAAUUCUACUUCCAUGACAUACUCAGUGGCAAAAAUCCUACAGCUAUUAAAGUUGCUCAACCAAGUGCAGAUAACAAAUCCCCCACCCUCUUCGGUUCUAUCAUGAUGGCUGAUGAUCCCUUGACAGAAGGGCCUGAUCCGAGCUCAAAGCCCGUUGGCCGAGCUCAAGGGAUUUAUGGGUCAGCAGGACAGAAUGAAUUGGCCUUGAUCAUGGCCAUGAACUUUGCAUUCACCGAUGGUAUCUAUAAUGGUAGCUGCAUUAGCCUCCUUGGUAAGAAUCCGGCAAUGAAUCCUGUUCGUGAGAUGCCAAUUGUUGGAGGAACCGGCCUAUUCCGGUUUGCACGUGGUUAUGCCGUUGCACAAACCUAUUGGCUUGACGUUACCACUGGCGAUGCCAUAGUAGGCUACAAUGUUACAGUAGUUCACUAGAUGUUACUUCACUGUUACGUAAAAGAGUAGUCAUGUUUUUUCUCAACUUGGUUUGCCAUGAGUUGGUUACCUACUCUUAGGCUAUGAUACUUGACGCAGCAGCACCAUACAUGUGUGUUCAUUACUUCCACUUGUAAGCAUAUUCGCACAUGUAUCAUAUAUUAUGCAUCAUUCUGUUAAAAUUUCUUCUUCAAAAUUUUAAACUUAAUGAUCUUCUUUCCUUA